Antechinus flavipes (yellow-footed antechinus) is the source of this 1062-nucleotide messenger RNA. It is a transcript of the gene TIMM13, whose product is annotated as translocase of inner mitochondrial membrane 13. The record is from RefSeq and is a predicted model, not a curated record. Lineage: Eukaryota; Metazoa; Chordata; Mammalia; Dasyuromorphia; Dasyuridae. The coding region runs from base 228 to 524 and encodes 98 amino acids. The transcript has 3 exons.
CCCACGGUCUCGCCUUACGUGAACCACUUCAGAGAGCGCGACUCGUGGCGCGUGGCUUUGUGGGCACUGUAGUUUUUUCUUUUCUCGCCGGCUCUUCCCUAUCUUUUCAGUUUUUGAUUCCUCUGGGACUCCGUUUCCCGUGGUGCGCCGGGGCCGGCUUCCGGUGCGGGUACGGGUCGGUGCACGCGGCGGCAGUGGCGGCGCCCUGGUGACAUUGCUUGGGGGCCAUGGAGGGCAGCUUCGGUUCGGAUUUCGGGAGUGCGGCGGGGGCCGGGGGCGGGAAGCUGGACCCAGGGCUCAUCAUGGAGCAGGUGAAGGUGCAGAUUGCCGUGGCCAACGCGCAGGAGCUGCUGCAGAGGAUGACGAACAAGUGUUUCCGGAAGUGCAUUGGGAAACCCGGCAGCUCCUUGGAUAACUCCGAGCAGAAGUGCAUUGCAAUGUGCAUGGAUCGCUACAUGGAUGCCUGGAAUACAGUGUCCCGCGCCUACAACUCUAGAUUGCAGCGGGAGCGAGCCAACAUGUGAGGCAUGUGCUUUUGGAGUGGACAUCCAGGAGCGCUGGCUCUGUUGUCCAGAGUGGCCGACUCUGGACACAGCCAGGGAGCUCAUCCUCCUCCCAUCCUCCCUUCUGACAAGGUGCUUUGAGAAUGAAAGGAAUAAGGCAGGGGCAGGGGAGGAUUCCUGAAAUUUGGCUCCAUUCCUUGGUGAUUCCCCAGCCCAUAAUGAGCACACUAAUAAAAGCCCUGUUUGUGGAGCCUGGAUCUCUGCCCUUCUCUAAGGGCUCAGUUCUCCCCUUCUCUGCUGUGGUUACAGCUUAUAGGUGAAGGAUUGGGCUAUUGGAGGUCCUCCUGCAGGCUGGGAAGCUCCUGGCCCCCUCCUGACGGAAUCUGACAUUACUGGCUCCAAGCAUAUACUGAUUCUGAACUGGGUCUGUGGCUAUUCCCCGGGAAAGGCUUGUUUGGCACUUCUGAGUUGGGGAUGCCCAGCUCACGAGCAAGGGUCUAUGUCGUCACUGCCUGUUAUGUAUCCAGAAAACAGUAAAUUCCUGUCUGUGACACCAGAA